Protopolystoma xenopodis is the source of this 354-nucleotide messenger RNA. The record is from the annotation of a GenBank genome assembly. NCBI's taxonomy places the organism in Eukaryota, Metazoa, Platyhelminthes, Monogenea, Polystomatidea, Polystomatidae.
AUGGCUCCUACCGGUAGGCUGGAGCAGAAUGGAAAAAAAGAUGGAAAACUUGCGCCAAUUGCUAAUCAGGCCUCCGAAAUCCCUGGCACCGAGUCCAGGCUAGCCAAUGGUACCAGCCAGACCUCUUUACGCCUAGAAUUGGAAAGAUCUUGUAGCCACGUUCAGAUUGGUUCCAACAAAGUAAAGGAAGGUUAUCACACCAAUGGAGCCAUAGGACGAGAGCCUUUAGGUCUGGAGAUUCAGGAAUGCUACGAUUGUGGUCUUCGAGUCUGCUCUGACUGCAUAGCUAGUCUACCAUUAUCCAUCGAUGCUGACACGGAGGUGAGCCUAUCUUCUUUAACCGAAAGCCCUUAA